GUAUCUUGCUCGUUUAGUACAAUCAGGUGUGCUGCCAAAUGCUCACUUGGUUCCCUAUCUUGUCAGUCUCUCGUUUGAGUCUAAGUACCUCAGCCAACAAGAUUUUGGCCGGAUUGCCCCCGACCGGGAGCAGGUGCCAAUAAAGAAAAGAAGAAGAAAGAAGAACCACGUCCACGUUCUCAAGCUAUGAUUUGAUCGACAAUGUUUAAGAUCGACGUGGUACGUAAUUCCCUUUUUGAAAACGUGGACGUAGGGCGCUACUGUACGGGGGAGAUCGCCAGUCCCACCCAAAAAGCCGGCGUGGCCGCUCUUAGGUUUCUCUCUGCUGGGGUUAAACUGUAAAAUUUUUUGUGAUAGGGAAACAGUAAUUGAAGAAUAAAUAAUUGGUAAGACUGUGCAGAGGUUUCAGAACCAAAAACUCCAAAAAGUUUCACGCAAAUUGACGCAAAUAUCAAUACACAAUAUUCAAUUGUUGCAAUUGUUUUUUUACAUGUUUCGAAGUGACGGUCCUUAAUAAUCCUUAAUAAUCCUUAAUAACAGAAAUAUGACAGACGCAAGAAGUUUAAAGGAAGCUAUCGAGCAAUAUGAAACACAGCUGUUACAAGUGGACACAACACUGUCUACAAUGCCAAAAGGUUCCGACAGAGAUAAUUUGCUCAGCUUGAAAUCUGAUAUUGAGGAACUUAUUUCUUUGACGAAAGAAAGCUUGCAAAGUCUUGAAGGAGAUGUUGAAAACACAAAUGAAGACAAUAAUCCUGAUGACAAAACAGAAAAUGAAUUAGACAGAGAAUAUGCCUUGUUUAAGGCAGAGCUGGAGAGAUCUUCAGAUGAAAGUGAAGAUAAACAGGACUCCUGCACAAGGACUGCUGCUCCUCCUGGUAGCAUUGAAGAUGAAUUAAAGGAGCUAGAGGGUAUGAAAUGUAAAGCUCCUUAUGGCAGUACUUGGGGCAGUAUUAGUUAUCACAAUGCUAUGAUAUCUUCUGUUUAUAGAGACAAUGAUAAAACUAUUAAAGAUAUCCACGACAUUAAGGUUCGAGUUUUCUUUCUCAAUCCAACGCACAAAGAAAUGAUCCCAUGUCCAUUUUUUCUCAAUGGUAGUUGCAAGUUUUCCGAUGAAAAUUGUCAUUAUUGUCAUGGUGAAAUUGUAUUGUUUUCAAGCCUACAGGAAUACAAAGAGCCUGAUUUUCAUAAUAUCAAAAUAGGAAACAAAGUGUUAACUAAACAAAAAAAUAAUAUAUGGUAUAGAUCCGUUGUUUUAAAAUUACCUGAGAAGGAUGGAGAUGAAUAUAGAGUAAAGUUUGAAUCAAGCGGCAAAAUUGUAGAAGUUGGAUUACAAGAUCUCUUACUUCUUGAUGACACACAUUUAGAAAUGUCAGAUACAUCUGAUGAUAGCGAUGACAGUACUGAUAAUGCUAAUAAUGUGCUUGAUAAUGAUUCCGAGUCCAAUUCGUAUAUAAAUGAUCAGUUGAUUCACAAAUCUCUUUUGACAUUACAAUCCAAUGAACCUUUAGGAAAUUGGGAGAGACACACACGUGGCAUUGGUAGCAAAUUAAUGAUGCAAAUGGGUUAUGUAAUUGGCACUGGUCUUGGAAAACGGAGUGAUGGUAGAAUAGAACCUAUUGAAGCUCAAAUUUUGCCGGCAGGAAAAUCAUUAGAUCACUGCAUGGAAUUACGUGAAUUUGCUGGCGAUGAUAAAGAUUUGUUUUCUGCAGAACGUAAAAUGCGCAAGCAACAACAGAAAUUAGAACAACAAAGAGAAAGACAGUACCAAAAAGAAAAACAAAAAGAGGACAACAAUGUGUUUAAUUUUAUAAAUAAAGCAUUAGGUGAUAAACCUAAAGAAAAUACAGCUAGCAGUUCGCAAAGUAAAGAUAAACUUAGGACAGAAUCCAAUAGGAAUCUAAAUGUAGCCAGUUUUCAAAUUGGAGAAAACAUAAAUCGUUUAGAAAGAGAAUCAACAAAACUCAAAGAAUCAUUAACAAAAUUUGCCAAAGGUAGUGUGCUUUAUAAUAACAUUGCAACGAAAUAUAAUGAAAAACAAAAGGAACUUACUAAUUUAAGAGCUUCCGAAAAAAGUAUCAUCGCCGAACAAAAACAAAGGAAGAAUAAAGCUAAAUUAUCUGUAUUUUAAUAUGUAUUUAUACGAUAGCAUGGGAAAGGAGAUGUAUGUUAAGUAUGUCUGUAUAUAAAGCGUAAAUGUAUCUAAAUAUAUUGUUUUAUUAAUUACUUUU
Wasmannia auropunctata (little fire ant) is the source of this 2231-nucleotide messenger RNA. Its product is annotated as zinc finger CCCH-type with G patch domain-containing protein. NCBI's taxonomy places the organism in Eukaryota, Metazoa, Arthropoda, Insecta, Hymenoptera, Formicidae. The record is from RefSeq and is a predicted model, not a curated record. Gene Ontology annotation, biological process: regulation of transcription by RNA polymerase II; negative regulation of DNA-templated transcription. The transcript is spliced from 9 exons. Gene Ontology annotation, cellular component: nucleus. Gene Ontology annotation, molecular function: metal ion binding; RNA polymerase II cis-regulatory region sequence-specific DNA binding; DNA-binding transcription factor activity, RNA polymerase II-specific. The coding region runs from base 545 to 2131 and encodes 528 amino acids.